This is a messenger RNA of Branchiostoma floridae (Florida lancelet), 1567 nucleotides long. RefSeq lists its product as uncharacterized. The coding region runs from base 30 to 914 and encodes 294 amino acids. The record is from RefSeq and is a predicted model, not a curated record. Lineage: Eukaryota; Metazoa; Chordata; Leptocardii; Amphioxiformes; Branchiostomatidae. The transcript is spliced from 2 exons.
CGGUCGUGUCGCUUGUGAUCGGGCUUGUCAUGACGCUUCCUAUCAACUUAUUACAGGGCGUAGUGGGAUCCUUAUUCGCUGAACAAAGGGUUACAUUCAACAUUCUUUACAGGCUGUAUAUAUACAUCUACGGCUUCGCGAUGGUAAACCACUUCAGGGGCCUAUGGUAUUUGAUAGACCACCUCACAGGAGUGAACAUCCUCAGCGCGGCUGUUUGCCUCGGAGCUUCCCUCUUGGUCUUCGUCCCUCUCCGUGCAGUGAAUAACAUCGCCGCCUCCCCGUUCAUCACUAACGUAGACAUUCCCCAACAACCCUUUCGGGUAACCACUCGUUUUGGAGUCCAACCGGCCAAGACGUGGCUGUUCGUCGGUGACGUAGUCCUGACCGUGGUGCUGAUUAUAUCCUUAGUCGUACUCGCUUGGCGAGGGAUUUGGCAACUGUUGGACUUCACCAUCUUCCCAUCAGAUCAGACUCGUUCUACAUGGACUUGUUUAGGCAUCGGAUACGCUAUCUUCAUAACUGUUGUUGUUUUAGAAUCACCGACGUCGUGCCUUGUAAGAAAAAUAAAGGGUUUUUACGUUGGCCUGGCGGUAGAGAUGGUUUUCACCUUCGUCAGUGGAGUAGGGAGUGUAGCGGUGUGGCGCGGGCUGUGGCUGAUGUACGACGUUUACGUGUUACCCGACCAGCCUGUCGUAAGUUACUGGGUCACUCACGGGGUCGGUAUCGUAGGUCUGUUCAUCAUACUGGCGGGACGGAGCGCGCUGGUCACCGGGUGUGGGGUGGAUGGGAAGGAGGACGGCAGCGGAGUGAGACUGGGCCGAUACCUCGAGCAGAUCUGUCCCAAACUGAUACAAAAGCUCAUCUCUGGAUCAGCAAGUCCGGAAAAUGUCCAAUACGAAGAAACUCGCCUGUAAUCAUAUAUAUCAUGCACUUUUUUACUCUGCGUGGCCUUAGUAGAAAAUGGAUUGCUUUGAAUUGUAGUAUUAUUGUACCCAAUGCAAGGACUAAAACACUGAAGAAAACUUUCCUGGACUGUGCUAUUAGACGUUAUGAUGAGUCAGUGUGCCACACGUUUGCUUAUCUCGCCUUGUCAAUGAAGUGUAUGCAAGGACACGUUCUCCUUGGUGUAUGUAAUGCGCUUGUGUUUCAGUUGUUUUUUUGUAACAAAACUGUACAUCAAUUCAGGGCAAGACACGGCAGUGCCUCCGUGAAUAUGUUAAGUUAUAUAUGAUUUGUAUUAUGUAAUAAAGAAAGAUGUUAAAUUUCUUCAGCUGUCUCUUUAUACAUUGGGAUGAUAAAAGGGAUGCUUUUCAUACACAGAUGAAACUUGCAACACAAGGCAAAAGAAGGCAAAUGUAUACAGCACAUUUUAAUCAUAUUUAUUCCAUAUGAGGCAAAAGGUUUUGAUACAAUCCUGAAUAUUUGCCUCCAACAAAUAUAUUUAUAGUUAACAAAUCACAAACUUGGCAAGUGUGAUAAAACAUCUACUUUCUCUCUCUCUGCAACACUGUGCUACUUACAGUAUACAAAAUAUAACAUUUUAAUAUGGAACAGUAAAAAAAAAAAA